Encephalitozoon hellem ATCC 50504 is the source of this 831-nucleotide messenger RNA. RefSeq lists its product as uncharacterized. Gene Ontology annotation, cellular component: cytosol. The transcript has a single exon. Bases 1 to 831 code for a protein of 276 amino acids. Gene Ontology annotation, biological process: ubiquitin-dependent protein catabolic process. Gene Ontology annotation, molecular function: polyubiquitin modification-dependent protein binding. NCBI's taxonomy places the organism in Eukaryota, Fungi, Microsporidia, Unikaryonidae. The record is from RefSeq and is a predicted model, not a curated record.
AUGUCAAUUAGGCUGACGAUAAGAUAUAGAACAGAUUCUAUAGAAGCAAGUGUCAUGAUGACGGAUACUCUAGAAUCUCUAAAGUUAAGGAUUCAGGAAAUCACAGGCGUGCCUGUCGACUCUCAGGUGCUUUUGUUCAAUGAUAGGGUCCUUAGUGAUAAUAACAAGGAACUGAAAGAACUAGGAAUAGAAAGCGACUGCACUCUACAUUUGAAGAAGAAGAUGGAGGUGAAGAGAGAGGGGAAGAAGCCGGACUUUACGGCCUCGAUGAUGAAGAACCCUCUAGUUAAGAAUUUUCUAAAAAAUCCUGAUGCCAUGAAGAGUAUUGUUGAGAUGUUUCCCGGACUCAAGGAGGAGAUGAAUAACAACCCCGACCUCAGGAUGAUGAUGAACAGCUCAAAUUUGCAGGAUGAGCUGGAGAUGUUUUCCAUGAAUCCCGAAUACAUGAACACCCAGCUUAAGAACCUAGACAUAACGAUGUCCAAGCUGGAAAACAUCCCCGGAGGACUUAAUAUGAUAAGCAGUAUGAUCAAAGAUGUUCAGGAUCCCCUGUCCUCGGCACUGAAGGAAGGAAUGGGGAGGGGAUACAAGGUGAGGGAAGGAAGGAAAAUAGACAAACCCAUUAACGAAGCGAUUCCAGGCAAUAGCAGCCGCAGAGAGAGCCAGCUACUCAAGUAUAAAGAUAAGUUAGCAGAGCUCAAGCAGAUUGGAUUCAACGAUACUAGGCGGAACUUCAUGGCACUCAUGGCAUGCAAUGGGGACUUGGAGGGGUCCAUAAUGUAUUUACAAGAGCUCGACAGGAAGUCGUCGCCUACACAGAGGGCAAAAUAA